Zasmidium cellare ATCC 36951 is the source of this 504-nucleotide messenger RNA. RefSeq lists its product as uncharacterized. The transcript has a single exon. Bases 1 to 504 code for a protein of 167 amino acids. Lineage: Eukaryota; Fungi; Ascomycota; Dothideomycetes; Mycosphaerellales; Mycosphaerellaceae. The record is from RefSeq and is a predicted model, not a curated record.
AUGAGCACCCCAGAGAACCAAUUCUUCGGCAGCCCUACCGAAAUGGUUUCUGCACCGAACUUAAGCAUGUAUUUGAGGGAGAAGAGUGCGAUACGGGGCGAACAACAGCGCCGCAGGGCAUUGUUAGAAAUGGUCAAUCGAGCCGUGUCUAGAGCAGAAGCAGUACGGCGACAACCUGUGACAUUGACCGCUGGCCCCCGAAUUGGCGACGCGCUGUCCACUCGAAACGACUCCCUUGCUGGCUCGGGCUUUACGUGCACAGUAUGCAAGCGGGAGUUCCAAGUCUUUGACGACUACUACAAGCACAUGGAGCAGACGAACCACCACCUACCCUCCUUGAACCAGCAGCCUCAAGCCGUCGACCCCAAUCUCCCACCCACCUUCUACUGCAACUUAUGCCACGAGCAUUUCCCCGACUACGCGCAGCUUCAAUCCCACGUCGAGCAAAACUUCCACCACUUCCCACCGGCCCGCGACGCCCACCGCGCCUCAGCCCACGCAUAG